Phragmites australis (common reed) is the source of this 810-nucleotide messenger RNA. Its product is annotated as 16.9 kDa class I heat shock protein 1-like. Gene Ontology annotation, biological process: protein complex oligomerization; response to salt stress; protein folding. Bases 106 to 561 code for a protein of 151 amino acids. The record is from RefSeq and is a predicted model, not a curated record. NCBI's taxonomy places the organism in Eukaryota, Viridiplantae, Streptophyta, Magnoliopsida, Poales, Poaceae. The transcript has a single exon.
CGCCGAAGAGGAUCACAAAGAGAUACAGUAGGAAAGCUUUACUUCCUAAAGUAUUAUUGCAACACCCGUUCCAGUUCUGUUCAUCCACACCUCAGAGUAGCAGCCAUGUCGCUCGUGAGGCGCAGCAACGUGUUCGACCCCUUCUCCCUCGACCUCUGGGACCCCUUCGACAACAUGUUCCGCUCCAUCGUCCCGUCGGCGUCCUCUGACACCGACACUGCCGCCUUCGCCAACGCCCGCAUGGACUGGAAGGAGACCCCCGAGGCGCACGUCUUCAAAGCCGACAUCCCCGGCGUGAAGAAGGAGGAGGUCAAGGUCGAGGUGGAGGACGGCAACGUGCUCGUCAUCAGCGGCCAGCGCAGCAAGGAGAAGGAGGACAAGAACGACAAGUGGCACCGUGUUGAGCGCAGCAGCGGCCAGUUCAUGAGGCGGUUCCGCCUGCCGGAGAACGCCAAGGUGGACCAGGUGAAGGCCGGGCUCGAGAACGGCGUGCUCACGGUCACCGUGCCCAAGGCCGAGGUGAAGAAGCCUGAGGUGAAGAGCAUUCAGAUCUCCGGUUGAGUGUGUGCCUGUGAAAGCGAGCAUGACGGGCUCCGCGUCGUGGAGCGAUGCAUGGACGUGAGGUGAAGUAUCUUGGCAUGUAAGAGUCGUGUGUCUAUCUACUCGUAUGCUUUCGUAUGUCUGGUGUGUAUGGUAUCUUGUAUUGUGUCCUGUACUUUGCCUGUUCAGUCUUCGGUGAGCUGAGCUCAGCUGAGCUCAGUGUGUUCUCCGCGUGAAGAAAUAAAAACAAGGCAGUUCUUGUCGUGUGUA